Messenger RNA from Bicyclus anynana (squinting bush brown), 8831 nucleotides. RefSeq names its product N-acylneuraminate-9-phosphatase. The record is from RefSeq and is a predicted model, not a curated record. Gene Ontology annotation, molecular function: hydrolase activity. The coding region runs from base 105 to 860 and encodes 251 amino acids. Lineage: Eukaryota; Metazoa; Arthropoda; Insecta; Lepidoptera; Nymphalidae. The transcript is spliced from 5 exons.
CGAGCAAGUACGCAAAUCAAAAUCAUUUGACGCAAUACAGCAAAAAUUGAGGUGGUGUUUUACUGCAAUCGUGUUGUAAUAUUUUUAAAGAAAAAAAAAAUAAUAUGGAUAGAUUUUAUGAGGACAAUAACGAUGUAUCUGCUAUAUUUUUUGACUUGGACAACACGUUAAUCCAAACAAGAAAGGGCGAUAGCAAGGCCUGCAAUAAGAUGGUGGAAGUUCUAGAGCACAAAUACGGCUUGCACCGCGAGACGGCCUGCGAGAGCGCGACCACCUUCCUGCGCGCCUUCCGAGCCAGGCCCGACGACGACACCUUCGCUGUUGACGAGUGGCCCACGCAUCUGUGGCGGAACUCGCUGCCCAAGAACUACAGGCAUAUUGCCAAACAUGUAUCAGAGGAAUGGUUAAAACUAAGAUUUCAUUAUUUAACAUUGACCCCCGAUGUAAUACAUCUAUUGGAAACAUUGAGGGAGGAUUAUCUCCUCGGUCUGAUCACCAACGGGCCCUCGCGAGCCCAGUGGCAGAAGAUCGAGCGCCUUGGACUGAGGAAGUACUUCGAUUGCCUGCUGGUCUCCGGGGACCUGCCCUGGGAGAAGCCCGACCAGAACAUCUUUCUGGAGGCCUGCAAGCUGUUGGGCGUUGAAGCCAGGACUUGUAUCAUGGUUGGGGACAAGCUUGAAACAGAUAUUAAGGGGGGUAAAGAAGCCGAACUAGGCGGCACAGUCUGGAUUCCACUGCAUUCCGACGAAAUGGAAUCCGACCUACCCGACUUCACGAUCCAGAAGGUGACGGAAUUACCAGAAGUGCUGCCAAACUCGCCGAAAAUGAAGAGAUCCGCGCAGACGUCGAAAAUAUGUUGACAGUAGAAACUUAGUAUAUAUUGUGACACUUAAUGGUGAGUAGUCGAACCCCUAAUGGCAACUUGUUAAACAUAAUCUGUAUGCCUUAAUGGCGAGUACAGUGGUUAUUAGCCAGGGUAAGCACAGAUCAAAUAGACUACAUGUAGGUAGGUACAAAGCAGACAUGUCAAAAAUAUAAAAGCUUUGAUGCAUGAUGCGUUACAUCACCCAAAUUGAGCUAUUUGUUAUAGCUUUAUGGACGUAGAUCCAUUUGCAAUUAAACACAAGUUAAUAAUUCUAAUUAUUAACCUGUAUUUGGUUAUAUAGGAGGAGGUAUAGGAAUAGGGUUGCCAACAUUUUUUGAGAAAAAUAUAGUAUUUUUUCAGAUUUAGCUAUAAGAGAAAAUAUAGUAUUUUACGGAAUAAGUGAAAAAAAAAAACGUUUAUGAUUGAAUUUAUUGCAUAUUUCUUUUUUUAUCUUUUGCUUGAAGUACGAAAUUCGAUAAUAUGCUUUUGUCUGCCGAAAAGUAAUGUUAAAUAAAGUUCAAAAUUAAAGAUUUGUUUGUUAAAUUUCAGUGUUGAAAAUAUAGUAUUUUUGCGUAUUAUAUAUUUCUUUAAUAGUAUAUAGUAGGUACGCAGACCCAAAAUAUAGUACAAUACUAUAGUACGGUUGGCAACCCUAUAUAGGAAUAUACCUAUACCUAUAGAAAAUGUAGGUAUAGGUAUAUUUGCAAUGUUAGAGUAAUAACUAAAACACUAAAACAAUCUGUCACUAAAAUUUGCGAAGGUGCCAAGCUAUUAGUUACAGCUUUGAGAAGUCAUAUAUUCAUUUGCAAAUGAACUUGUAAAGUUAAAUACAUUUUAAUGUCUUUCCAACUAAAAUUAGUGUAAAUAUUGUCACUAAAAUUAGUAAAGAUGUUAAAGGGAUGAGUUAUAUCUUAUAUCUUUCUGAAGUCAUUCAGAAAUUCAGAUAUUCAUUUCAUUUGUCAUGAAUAUUGUAAUUUCGAACAAAUACUUAUUUUACUCUUAUUUUAUUUAAUAUUAUAGGAAACAACUAACUAAAGUGAUAUAACUAAAAGUAGUUUGUGAGUUAGUACAAUAUGCGACGAAUUUAUGUAAAUAUUCCAACGAAGUGUUAUUUUGGGCUAACAUGCAAUUAACCUAAAAUGAUAAAUAGCUAUUUAAUUACCAAAGUCAUUGUGAAUGGUUGAAUUUCAAUUUUAAACUAAAACUUGUAACUUAGGAUCUUAAGGAUAUUAAUGUGUGAUUAUGGAGGUAACAAAAAUAUACCUAUAAAGAAAAUAUGUUCUAAUACAAGAAACGACCUUCACCUCUGUGUUAAUGGAACGAAAAGGGUUUUUAAAUCAUAUUCGGUAUGGAAAAAACUAAAAAACAUCCUUUUUUAUAUUAAAUUAAUUAUAGCUUGGCUAGGUGUAUACGACCUACUCUCGGUAUAUUUUUAAUUAACUACUUUUACAUAUCUGAACUAAGAGGAAAAGAAAUCGCGGCAAACAUUUUUAUUUUAGUCGCAAUUAAAAUUUAAACUAGAACAUUGUUGCUCAAUUUAUUGUAUUAUUGUGGUUUUUGCAACUUCGUAGUUCUUACUAAAAUUGCCACCUUUGUUAACGAUGACCUGAAAUUGUAGCUCAAGCUUGCAAUUAUUAAUAACGAAUUUCAAUUAAAAAAACCUUGCUAUAUUAUCUAUACUAAUAUUAUAAAGAGGUAAAGUUUGUAAGUUUGUAAGUUUGUCACAUUUUUUAAAUGGGGUAAUCUUCGGAACUACUGGUCCGAUUUUAAAAAUUCUUUCACCAGUAGAAUGCUACAUUAUCGGGGAGUGCUAUAGGCUAUAUUUUAUAUUGGUAUCAUAUAUAUUAGCCGAGUUAUCACAGUUUUUGUCAUACAGGUCGGACUGAAAAUCCUCUUAAACAGACUUAUUCGCAUGCGCUGCCUUAACUAUUGUGUAAAAUUGAAAUUAAUGUAUGGAGACUUUAUGUAUCUUCAAAAGUUCUACAAAAAAAUCCGCGACACCAUAUAUCUAUCUUCUAUAUAUUAGCAGAUAUAGUACCUUUUGUGUUUUAAAAAUUAUUAAUUUUAUAUACUUAGGUUUACGUCAUUAUUUAUACAACUAAACUUUAAUCCUUAUUAAAAUAAAUUAUUUAAUAAUCACAAGGAUAUUAUGGAGAUAAGAUUUGCCCUUUACAGUAUGUUAAUUACUUAAAUAGUUUCGGAGAUAAUACAAAAUUUCUAAAAGACGCAGAAAUUCCGCUAUAUGACGCCCGGUGCUUUCAUUUACGUAGUUCCCGUUCCCGCGUGAAUAUUGGGAUCAAACAUAGCCUAUGACACUCGCAAAUAACGUAGCUUUCUAUUGGUAAAACAAUUUUCCAAAUCGGUCCAGUAGUUCCAGAGAUUACCUCCUACAACCACACGAACUUUACCUCUUUAUAUUAUUAGCAUAGAAGUCUCUAUUUCUCUUGGUCAUACCACCACUCUCGAAGGACUGAACCGAUUUUGCUAAGGGUAGGAGUAAGAUAGAGAAGUUACAGGGUAGGGUAGGGGUAGGGUAGGUUUAGGGCCGGGUUUAGGGUAGUGGUAGGGUAGGGGUAGAGGUAGGGUAGUGGUAGGGUAGAGGUACGGGUAGGAUAGGGAAGUGGUAGGGUAGGGGUAGGAUAGGCGUGAGAUAGGGGUACGGGUGGGAUAGGGGUAGGAAAGGGAUAGUGUACGGGGAGGGUAGGGGUAGGAUGGGGGUAGGGGUAGGAUGGGGGUAGGGGUAGGAUGGGGGUAGGGGUAGGAUGGGGGUAGGGUAGGGUAGGGGUAGGGUAGAUGUAGGGGUUGGGUAGUGGUAGGGUAGGGGUAGGGUAGGGUAGGGGUAGACGAAAGCGGACGAAGUCGCGGGCAUCCGCUAGUACUUUAUAUAUGUAAUCUAAUUUUAUUAUAAACUACUAGUAAAAUUAGAAAAAAUAUCGUUAAGGAAGAAAACAGUGUCAUUUCGCAAGCUUAUUCUGAAUUUAAAUUAUCUAUAUUUUGAUCAUUUUAUGUUUUAAACAUUGAAAAUUUUACUAAUUUCAAUGGUUUGUAUAACAAAAUGGCAUAUUCUCAUUAAGCUUUUGGGUCUGAUGAUAAUGUGAUUCUUAUUUUUUCAUAUUUUAAAAUUAAUUUUAUUGUCGAUGGUGCUAUAAAUUGUAUAAAGGUUUUCUUAACUUAACUUCUUUCGUUUCUGGUUGGUGGGAGGCUUCGGCCGUGGCUUGUUACCACCCUACCGGCAAAGACAUACCGCCAAGCGAUUUAGUGUUCCGGUAGAUACCGAAAGUAAGCCCGUUUCCAUCUCGCAUCAUCACUUACCAUCAAGUGAGAUUUUUGUCAUGGGCUAUUUUGUUAAGAAAAAAUAUUGUAUGUCGGGAAGAUGUACAAAAAAUAAUCUAAAGUGACCUAAAGUUUGUGUCAACAAAGUUGUUUAUAACAGAGAAACAUGAUGAUCCAAACAAUGUUUACUGUCACAACACAAUAUGUAAAAUCUGCCAAGUUUAUUUAUAAACCUUUUAUGUGCUUCUUUCCUACGUAUCGAACGUACUCCAUCUAAUAUAUAAAAUUUUCGUGUCACAGUUUCCUCCGAAACGGCUUGACCGAUUUUGAUGAAAUUUUUUGUGCUUAUCCGAUAUCUAUGAGAAUAGGCCAACAUCUAUUUUUCAAACCCCUAAAUCCUAGGGGUAGGGUAAAAGUAGGGUAUGACUAGGGUAGGGGUAGGGUUGAGGUAAUGUAGGGGUAGGGUAGGGAUAGGGAAGAAGUGCAUCAUAAGUCAAAGCGAAGCUCGAGCGGGUCCGCUAGUAGGUAUAUAUUAUUUUUAAAACUUUUUUUAAAAUUCUUUACAAGUAAGCCUAUAAUCUCAUAUGGUAAGUGAUGAUGCUAACUUGUUAUGAGGAGGAUGUCUAGACCCCUUUCGAUUAUGACAUCGUACCGGAACCCUAAAUCGCUUGGUUACGUCUUUGCUGGUAGGGUGGUAACUAGCCACGGCCGAAGCCUCCAACCAGCCACCUAACUUUGUAUUUAAAAAAAGUUAUUUUAUCGCAUGGUAUAAGACAACCUGAAUUUAGAAUAGUUAUAAAUUGUUUUCUAAUUGCGCUAAAUAAGGAAAAGAAUUUUGAAAUACAUAUCGAAAAUUCAAACUGUAAAUACAAACAAAUAAAAUAAUUUGAUAUGUAUUUUUUAAUUUGUACAUUUACAAAAAUAAAACUAUUCUUCGUCCUAUUUUUAUAUUUGUAACAAAAAGUUAAGCAAAAAGCAAAUAUUGAGAGGGUUUUCAAGGUACAUUCAAAUUAACCUCCACCAGGGACGGAUUCAGGCAACGGCUAAAUUGAAUGGACCCUUAUAAAUGUAACAAUUAAAAUACCACCCUUGAAGUACAACAUUAAUUUAAAUUUAUAGUACAAAAUAUGUAUUAUUGUUAUCUUGUACAGACAUUUGAGGCUAAAUAACUUUUAUAUUCCAAGCAAUUCUACUUUUGUAUACUCUGCCAAUCAAUAUAAGUAGUAUUUCUGACUUCGCUACCUCAGCUUCGCCUAAUUUAUGAAGUUGAUUUUUAAAUUUUGUUUUCAUAUAAAUCGUAUUUCAAAACAAAACCUAAUUUUUGACGGCCGCGUGGCGCAGUGGGUAGUGACCCUGCUUUCUGCAUCUACGGCCGUGGGUUCAAUUCCCACAACUGGAAAAUAUUUGUGUGAUGAGCAUGGGUGUUUUCCAGUGUCUGUGUGUAUUUAUACAUUAUAUAAGUAUUUAUAUGUAGUAUAUAAUUGAAUAUUAAUAUUAUAAUAUCAACUAUCUUAGCACCCAUAACACAAGCUACUCUGUAAGCUUACUUUGGGGCUAGAUAGUGAUGUGUAUUGUUUAAGUAUAUAUAUAUAUAUAUAUUAUAAUUUAUUGUGUAUUUUUUCUGCAUCCCUGACAUAUCAUGCUAAAUGAUUAAGUAGUUAAGCUUUCAAACGUGCUAUAUCACUAAAUAAUAGAAUAUCACUAAGACGUGAUAGCGUAAACUAUCUUCACAUUGUUAGUUUUAGUUGAAUAUUAAAUUUAAAAAAAAACUUUAUUUUAUAUUUUAUAAACCUCUAAUGGUUAACUAAAUAGACCUGUUUUAAAUAUUCUUUAAAUACUUUCUGUACAGUAAACACGUAUUUGUUAUGAAUAAUUUAAUUCCCGUAUACCGUAAAAUUAGCUGUCGCGCGGUGGUUUAGCAUGUAAUCGAUUGUCUAACUAACCGUGACUUGCGUUUGGCUUAUUUUUACAAGACAGGGACGUAAUCAUAACUUGAGGCGGAAUGUAUUCUCAAAAAAUAUUAUUAUGAUCUGUGCCACAAUACCCCUCUGCAUACAUGUUCAGGAGUACGAAAUAGGAAAUCUUUCUCAGUAAAGUACAGUUGCCGACAGUUUUAGACGCAAAUAGAACCGUAGGCGACAGACAAAUGAAAUUGUGUAAUUUUCAUACAAUAUUCAAUUGUUAAACUUUGGGUUUUUUUUUACUCGAGUUCUGUACCUAUUUAUUCUAGCACUGUGAAUAAUAUAUUUUUAUGACAUUUCUAUAGAUCAUAAUCUGUGUAGCUUAUAGUUUUUUUAGACAAAUAUGUAUUUCAAGCACGUUUCUUUUAAAUCUAUAUACCUCAUGAAUAUAUUCAGUGAUCUUUUGUUCCUUAUUUAAAAAAAGAUAACCUACGCCUUUUAUACUGUACCUACUGUGAAAAAACUUCACGCUUUACUGCAGCUUUAAAUAGCAAUUUUAUUUUUUAAAAAAUAUCAAAUGUACAUAAUAUAUCAUAAGAAAAGUCUAUAAAUAAUUCAUCUUUCUGAUUUCCUAAUAUAAUAGGAAAGUGUAGUCUUAACAAAUAUCUUACAACUUAAUUUUAGAUUUGAGAUGGCUUUCAUAAAGAAAGAAUUUUUAUUUGGUUAAAAUAUAAUCUUGUUCGAGAUACAUGUUUGUAUAUCUAUGUUGAAUGUGUUUCUAUUACCAUAGUAAUGAAUAAAAAUAUAUACAAUAUUUUUACUAACAAAACUUAGGAAUUGUAACUGUAUGUCAGUUUUAAUAGUGUCAACGUUUAUUAACGUCUUAGUUUAAAGCAAAUCAAUCAUUAAUACUUAAAAUACUAAAUUCAAUUAAAAAUAAAGGCAAUGUAGCACUAAAGAAAAAUAUUGAUUACUAUACGAUCAUAAUGUUAUUAUUAGGUAGGUACAUAUUUAAUACUUACUUAAUUAAUAUACACCAUAGCUAUAUUUCUUUCCUAGUAGCCUAGCUCCGGCCCUGCAUUAAAUUAACGAUUUUCAAACGUAGAUUCUAUUAAAACUGUCAAAAGCUCUUUUAGAUCUUAUGAACAGACUGGGUGAUGUGAUAAAUAGAAUAAUAGAGCGAUGUUCAAUUAUAAAUUAAGCAAUCUACUGAAUAAAAUAGAUAAUUAAUUAAAUAUAAUAUUAAUUAUGUAUUUAAAGUAGGUAUAUAUGAAUUCAAAAUAUAUACAUCGUGUUUAGUGGAUUGUGCUACUUUAUUUUUUGAAUAUGUAACAAUAAAUAAGUAAUAAAUAUAAGGGUCAGUAGGUAAAGCAUGUAAAUAAGUGUCAUAUUUAAUGAGAUAUUUAAUUAUUUUUGCACAUAUAAAAUAUUAAAUGAGUAGGUAUAAAAAAGAGUUUUUAUUGGCGUUAAUUUUAAGUUAAAAUAAACUUAAAUUAUAACGGUAUGUUUCUGAAAGCUUAGAUUUAAAUUUAGUUUAGUUCCGUCCUAAAUUCCUAGUUAUUUUUUGUCAUAGUUGUUUUAGAAAAUCUGAAUGUUAGUAGGUAGUUGUAAUAUUUUUAUAUCUAUCCUUAGGUAUUUUAUAAUUUUUAAGACUUUUUAAUAAAACUAGAAUUUUGGUUUUUUUUGUUAAGGUUUUACCAAAUUCGACAAAAUUAAGAAAAAUAAAAAAAUUGGAGAUUAGAAACGUCAAAAAAAUAAUAUGAAACAUUUUUUUAGAAACCUCUAAAUAAUUAGAUACCUAAUAAUAGUACCUACUAUAAUUGUCCUUCUAUUAAAAAGUGGAUGCACAAUCAGCGACCAAAAAAAUGUUUCCACUCAAUGAGUGCCAAACACAGCUUCUUGGCACUAAAUGUAAUAGUCGUAUUUGCAAAUUCAACCUUAAACUCAAGGCUUAAGGUUUAAUUUUCUCUGAAUUUGGGAUUUUAUUGAAUAUUGGACUAUAUUUAAAGGCCUUUAGUUAUAAUGUCUUUACCAAUGAUUCUAAAACUGUCAAAGCAAAAUUGGUCAGGUUUUAAGUGAAAUUUUCUACAUGAUUGUGCGUCCUUUUAUUAUAAGAGGUCAAUGACCUACUAAAUAAAAUAAGGGUUUUACAAUAUAUUGUGUAGUUUAUGUAGAAAAUUAAGUACAUAGCUAAUUUCAUUUCUGAUUACCUGAUGGUACCUAGCAUAGUAAGUUAUUAAUUUGUUGAUGUUUAAAAAAUUUAUUCGGUGUUGUGAUUAAGUUUAGUUUUGUAACAUUUGUAAAUGUGGUUAUUUUACUGACGUAGAUUUAAGGUUACUACUCAUUAUAGCAACGCAGCAUCUACUCGCUGCGCCUCGUGACAUUGCAAGCGAAGCGACCCAUUUGCGCUGGAGUUCAUGUUAAGUCCGGCCGCUCAGAGAUUGCGUUUCUGACACCUGUCAAUGUCAUCUUUUUAAGUUUAUUUUAUAGUUAAUUGUGAAUAAUUUUAGCCCAAAAUUAAUACGUUUAUUAUAAGUUGCCAUAAUUAUUAAAUUUUUUAUGCUAUUAAGGUCAAUAAAAAGUAUUUAAAUAUCUCAUUGACAUUGACAGGUGUCAGAAACGCAAUCUCUGAGCGGUCGGACUUUAGUGAGCGUAAAUGUAUAUAGAAAUCCAUGCACAGACAAUUUAUACGAAGCAGGAUUGGAUGGUUGCUGGGUGGAUAUAAUAAGCUAUGACCCUUAUUGUCAAAAAAGCUGUGUUAUUUUCGAAUACACUUUUCUUAACAAAAUAGA